CUUCACUUAUAGGAGGGACGUCUGAUUUCAGGGUCGUUUGGUUGGAUUGCUGUAAUCAGACCUUACACAGACUUUUUUCUUGUUGACACUUUUUACGAUUUUUUCUGGCUUGAUGGGAUCCUGAGUGUAAAGUCCUUCCACUCAUCAGUAAUUUAAUAAAUCAAUAUUUUUAUUUGCACUAAUAAUCUCCGAGGUCAUAGGAAGAAGGUUCAUAAACUACGAUCUAAUAAACUUAAAGUGGGGUCCCGUUUUUCUCAUCGAGUAGUCAAUCAUUGGAACACCUUACCCGAACAAGUAGUAUCAGCCCCAUCAGUGAAUACUUUCAAGGAGAAGCUGGACCUUCACUGGAAAGCAAUGUGUCAGGAUUAACACAGAUAAUGCCUGGUUACAAACAAGAAAUGCCUCCUCCCGGAGGUUUCGUUCCAAUUGAUGUCUCAAGAAAAAUGCCAAAAGGCUAUGUACACGGUCUUAUAACACUUGGCGCAUUGUAUACUUCAACAUAUGUGGGCUUUAAAGUUCUCAAACAUAUGAAAGGAAAACAAGCUAAAAUUAAUAGAGAAGACGAAGAAUGUCGAAUCGCCCUUGCUCCUUUCAUUAUAGCUGAACAAGAACGAUUAUACUUGAAGCAAUUACGAAAAAAUCGCGAAUACGAACAGAAUUUAAUGGGUGAUGUUGCAGGCUGGAAAAUUGGUCAUUGGUUUGACUACCCAGUUUAUCAUAAUCCUCGAGGUUUAUGGUGUGAUCCGGAUGUGAAUGAGUUUUAUGCUCAUGUUGCUGAUUGCGAUAAAGAUUUGAGGCGUAAAGUGCGAAAUCGUUACUCUUAAGUUGUGCUGGCGGUGGGAGCUUGGAAGCACUUUUUAUUUUUGAAGGACUGAUAAUUUGAAUUGUAGUUAAAUAUGUACUAGAUCAAAUACAAAUUUACUGUUGA
Molecule: messenger RNA, 928 nt
Organism: Schistosoma haematobium
Lineage: Eukaryota; Metazoa; Platyhelminthes; Trematoda; Strigeidida; Schistosomatidae
Gene: NDUFA13
Product: NADH dehydrogenase 1 alpha subcomplex subunit 13 ndufa13/GRIM19
Exons: 4
Coding region: 378-824 (148 amino acids)
Source: RefSeq, a predicted model, not a curated record